CAUCAAUGUCACAUCUAACACAUUCUGUCAUCACUGUCACAUCUAACACAUUCUCUCAUCACUGGCUCACCUACCAGUGUCUCACCUAACAUUGUGAUUUCAGCUGUGGAAACAGCAGUCCAGGAACACACCUGGGACCAGUAGCAAUGAAUACUUACAAACCGUCUGUCGCUGUCUGCAGAUGAUGCUAAGAAUCGACGAGUACAGGCAUGCUUUUGUUAAUGUGGACGGCAUAAGUAUGAUUAUCCAAGUUCUCCCUGGCAAGGUUGGCUUCCAGAUUCAGUACCAGUUGACCUUCUGUCUGUGGUGUAUGACCUUCAACCCUGAGCUGGCUGAGAAGAUGAACAAAUACAAUGUCAUCCCCAUCUUGGCUGACAUACUGGGAGAGUCAGUGAAGGAGAAGGUGACCCGGAUCAUUUUGGCCACAUUUAGGUUUACUAUCAAGCUUGAAAGAAGAGCCAGAUCUCAGUCAGUCAAAACGAGUAGUGAUAAGAUAUCUCAAGUUCUGCUGGAUGUGAAUUAUGAGGAAGAAUCAGAGUUAUCCUGA
Molecule: messenger RNA, 547 nt
Organism: Lingula anatina
Lineage: Eukaryota; Metazoa; Brachiopoda; Lingulata; Lingulida; Lingulidae
Product: V-type proton ATPase subunit H
Biological process (GO): proton transmembrane transport
Cellular component (GO): vacuolar proton-transporting V-type ATPase, V1 domain; lysosomal membrane
Molecular function (GO): proton-transporting ATPase activity, rotational mechanism
Source: RefSeq, a predicted model, not a curated record